Messenger RNA from Oryzias melastigma (Indian medaka), 1029 nucleotides. RefSeq names its product SRR1 domain containing (gene srrd). Lineage: Eukaryota; Metazoa; Chordata; Actinopteri; Beloniformes; Adrianichthyidae. The coding region runs from base 143 to 988 and encodes 281 amino acids. Gene Ontology annotation, biological process: microtubule-based process. The record is from RefSeq and is a predicted model, not a curated record. The transcript is spliced from 6 exons. Gene Ontology annotation, cellular component: cytoplasm; nucleus.
ACGAUGUGUUGCACUUAAAACCGUCCGACGCGCUGCUGAUUUCAAGGCUUAGGAUGUGGCUUAGAUGGUUCUAAAUAACAUAAUUGUAAUUACAAAAUAAUAUGUUAGAGACUUUUUAAUUAUGAGAAUAAAAUAAACAAAAAUGUCAGAAAGUGAGUGGCAGGUUGCUCGGCGGCGAAAAGGACAAGCAAGGAAGUGUAAAUCUCAAGUGUCUUUAACCAGCGUCCACGAGCAGCUUGAUGUCGAGAAAGUUGUCAAACGGAUCAGGACCACUGUGACUGAAUUGAGAUGUGAAGAGUUUUGGCCCAAAUGGAAAGAUGAACUGCUGAUGGCAACCUCAGCAUCAGCACCCGCAGAGAAGGAUGUGACAGAGGAGCAUCUGCAGGGCAGAGAUGAUCCACCACAGUGUGUGUGUUAUGGCCUUGGCUCCUUUUCUUCUUGCGCUGCAGCCCGUUAUCAGCUUGCCAUGCUGCUUCUGCUGCUGGAAGUAUUACAGGUCUCACUAAAGAAUUGUUUCGUCUAUGAUCCCAUAUUCUCUUCUGGAGAGCAGAAAGUCUUGCGGGAGCUGGGAAUGACUGUACUCACAGAAAAUGAGGAGGGGAAGCGUCCAGUCACCAAGCCCACACUUUUUUAUCUCAUGCAUUGCGGGAAGGCCCUGUACAACAACCUGCUGUGGAAGAACUGGAGCGUACAGGGAUUAUCACAGCUACGAAUCAUUGGGAACAGCUUUAAUGGCAUGAGGGAAAGAACGAUGGAGAGAGUGUUCAAGCAGGAAUACAGCUACAUCAGUAAAGCCGUGGAGCUCUGUGAGGAGAAAACGCUGCCUUGUUCUUCUCGGAUGAUAGACGUCUUCAGUGAUACGGCAGUCAUUACGUUUCCCCGCCACAUCUUACUCAGAGCGCCACAGAUCAACUGGGCGGAAUCACAUGAACCUGAAUACAAAGACUGCCAGGAUUUGGAGAUUAUCCUGAAGACAAAUCAGAGCUGAAUUGACUCUUUUCUUUGAAAUAAACUUUUGAUAUAAAUGUA